CUCUCUCUUUCUCUCAUCUCUCUCCCUCCUCUCUCUCCAUCUUUGUCUCCAUCUUUGUCUCUCCCUCUAUUUUCUCUGUCUACAUUGAGCUCCCUGGUUGCGCUCACUCAUAUACACAUAGUAUCUGUCAGACUGCUGCGUGGUCUGAGCUGGAGAUCCUCUCCCGCUCUGUGCUGUUGCCUGGCUGUGUCUGUUUGUCUGCAUCACUGCUGCUGUGACUGUCUUUGAGCUUCGUUAGCUGCUGUCACCUGGGACAGGGGGCCUGUCAUCCGCGUGUGUGUUCCGUCUGUCUUCAGCCUCCUUACAAGUAUGUUCCGGAACCCAUGGAUCACUAAUUAUCUCAGCCAUGUCAAAUACGGUUUCGAUGGGCAAGGCUUUGGAACUGAAGCUCCAGUCAAACUCUGCACUUCAACCUCACUGCCAACUGAAGCUCUGAGCUUUCAGAACGACUAUUCAUUCCGGGAAAAGACUGCGCUGGUAAGGAGUGCUACUGAUCUCGACGCAAAUCUUCUGGCAGUCCUUCCCAAAGUUUCAGAAUUAAAGAAACAUUUUGAAAGUGUUGUCUCUAUUGAUUUGGAAAUGAACAGCAGCAAGGAGAGGAUAGCCAGGCGUCUAGAGGGUAUAGAGAGUGACAUUCCUCCUGCCCUGACGCCCAGCUGUACCGGCCUGGUGGUCAACCGUAUCCUGGAGGAGGACCUGCCACGAUACACCCGGGCCUCAGACCCCUGUGAGCCAAUCAUGGUGAAACGUUACAGCAGAGAAGACAUGGAGAUCCCACAAAUGCAGGUGUCCUCCCCAGACAGACGGUCCAGGGCCAGACCGGAGGACCAGCCUGGACCAGCCGCCCAGCCCCACACGGAGCCUUUCCUAUCCCUCCCUGGCGGCCCAGGGGACCCAGUCAGCUCCAAGGCUGAACGGAUCGCCCGCUACAAAGCCGAGCGCCGUCGCCAACUCUCUGAGCGUUACGGCGUCGUCCUGGAUCAGGAGAUCAACAUGGACUACUCCCCCCGUUACUCGCGCUCACGUAGAGAGUCUGACGUCUCCGACAGAGGGGCCCCAGCAGUCACCGAGCGUAGGAGAGAUAGAGAGGAGGUGGAGGAGGGAAGAGAAGGAGGGAGGGAGAGUUCUCGCAGGGCUCCCUACAGCUCCAGACUGGGCCGGGUCUUCAUGCAGGCUCACCCUGCUGAGGCUGACCAAGCUCCUGCCCCAGGCCACGGUUCUGCCCAUACCCAGGCCCCUCCGCCCACCCAGGCCCCUCCGCCCACCCAGGCCCCUCCACCCACCCAGGCCCCUCCGCCCACCCUGGCCACCACCUUCUCAGAGCGGGAGAGGAGGAUAAAUCUGGAGAACUAUCGGCUGGCCCAGGAGAGGACAAUGGCAGGAGGGCCCAGAGGAGCCAGCAGUAGGCCACAGGAUACACUCAAUACCCAACCCCAGCAGACCCUUCCCCAGGCCAGCCCUCUGGACCAGCAUCUCAGUCCCCCUUCAUCCAGGGCCUCAUCCAGUGAGUCUUACAGAGUGGAUGCCGUCCCCAGCUCCCCCCUGACAGCCCGCCGAGCCUCCCUGCCCUACGGCAUCUCCCCCGGGGACCUGUUCGUCGAACAGCAGGCUCAGGCCGUCCUCAGCAGACAUGGCCUGGCAGCCUUGUCUCAGAGCGACUGGUCUCUCCAGACAGACUCCGAAGGUGAUGCUGCCUCUCAGUCUCUUAUCAGCUGGCCAUCCAGGUCUCAUCUGACUCCAAUGGAGCUACAGAACCCAGAAGCUGACGAAGACAAGCUUGAUGAGAGAGCUAAGAUGAGUGUGGCUGCUAAGAGGUCCCUUUUUAGGGAGCUAGAGAGGAUCACAGGUAGCGUUCCCAGACCACGGUCCCGUGAGAGGCGUCUGUUACGAGUCCAAGACCGCUCGCACACACAGCCUAUCCCCAACAAGGAAGUGGACAUCGCUCACAACUUGCAGGAGGCGUCACAGCACGGCUCCAGGGUGCGGAGCAUGGGGGAGCAGGAGAGGGAGGCCCAGUCAGGGCAGGCAGAAGAAGGACCAGGGCCUGAGAGGAUGAUGGAGGACCUGGGUCCAGAUGAGCCUGACCUCUCCACUCUCAGCCUGGUGGAGAAGAUGGCCCUGUUCAACCAGCUGUCCACACAGCCCUCCAAGCCUGCCGCUAAGGGGUCUGGGGCCUCCAGUGUGGACACCCGCCAGCGUAGGGCAAACUCCCGCUUCCAGACCCAGCCCAUCACCCAGGGAGAGGUGGCUCAGCUGCAGAAUGGAGACAGGGUCAAGCUAGAGCCGCUAUCUGUUUCCUUGGUCCGCUCCGUGGCAUCCGUCAGCUCACAGCUCUCGGUUGCCACAGUAACCACGGUGAACUCCGGCAUGGGUGACCACUUGGGGAAAUCUACAGCCGUCCCCUACAACCCCCCUGCCCCCACCACUACCACCCUGGACAGAGGAGGGGUGAGGUACUUCAGCCUGACCCAAGGUGGAGACUCCUCCAGUGUCCCUGAACCAGAUGUGUACUCCCCUGGCCUUUCCCUGUCAGAGCAGCAGCAGGCUCACAGCAGGGCACACAGAGGAAGGGCUCCCGGAGCCGGUCGCUCGUUCACUGGCUACAGAGAGGAAGAGGAGGAUGUAUCGGGAGGAGGGACCAGAGAGGAGAGGGAGAGCCGUAGUGGUCCUGGAGGCAGGGAGAGCAGAGACAGCAGGCAGCAGUGGUAUCAGCCCACAGCCCCUGAGCACCAGCCCCAGAGCACCACAGCCCCUGAGCACCAGCCCCAGAGCACCACAGCCCCAGAGCCCCAGCUACCUCAGGCUCAGCAGCGGCACGCCAGCGGUAGCCACGAAAGGGACGCGGAUCACACCAGUGUGUCAUUGAGAACUGCCACAACAGUGGUGUCGUCCAGGAGUGUCUCUCACAGCGCCAGUGGCCAGCAGCAGCAGAUUCAGUCUUUCACCCAGCUUCCCCAGACUCUGCCCAAACCUUACACCCAACAACCCCCACAAAAUCAACCCUAUCCCCAGCCUUACGCUCAUCCACCUCAGCUCCAUCCCCAGCCUUACGCUCAUCCACCUCAGCCCCAUCCCCAGCCUUACGCUCAUCCACCUCAGCCCCAUCCCCAGCCUUACGCUCAUCCACCUCAGCCCCAUCCCCAGCCUUACGCUCAUCCACCUCAGCCCCAUCCCCAGCCUUGCGCUCAUCCACCUCAGCUCCAUCCCCAGCCUUAUGCUCAGCCCCAUCCCCAGCCUUGCGCUCAUCCACCUCAGCUCCAGCUCCAUCCCCAGCCUUACGCUCAUCCACCUCAGCUCCAGCUCCAUCCCCAGCCUUAUGCUCAUCCACCUCAGCCCCAUCCCCAGCCUUACACUCAUCCACCUCAUCCCCAGCCUUACUCUCAUCCACCUCAGCCCCAUCCCUUCACCCAGGCACUUUCAGCCCAGGCCAAGCCCCAGGAAAGGGAGAGGAGAUUCACCCAGCCAUUACCCAAGCCCUACUCUCAGAUAACCCCUCAUACUCAACCCAACGUCCAGUCCUUCUCCCAGCCUCCUCCGCCCCCUCCCCAGACCCUACCCGAGGCCACGUCCUUCCCCCAGUCCCUGGUCAAGUCCAAGUCCCUGCCUCUGGACAGCAGUGACGUCUUCGCAGGACACAGUGUGUCCGACCUCCUCUCCCCCGCCGAGACAGAGCCCUCAGAGAUGUCCACCAAGCAGAUGUCCAUCAAGGAAAGGCUGGCCCUGUUGAAGAAGAGUGGUGACGAGGACUGGAGGAACAGGAUGAAUAAGAAAAAGGAAGUGGUGAAGGUUUCUGUGACUGAGAGACACUCCACAGUACAGGGAUGGGAGGCAGCACAGACCUACAAGAAGAAGGAGGAAAGGAUGCUUAUUGAUGGUUUUGCUGCUGUCACUGUGUCUGAACAGCUGUGGAGGAUGGGAAAGGAGAUGGAGAUCCAGGCUCAGAUGUCCAUAGAGGAGAGGAAGCAGAUCUCUUCAAGGGACGAGGCCUGGGAGUCGACAGGAAAGGGCGUGGCCAACAACUCUACCCAGUACACUGUGACGGAACACAUGGUCAAGAAAGGUCUGACAGCCUCUUCCUCAGCCAUCAGCCCUAUCCUGUCUCCCGUCUCCACAAAACUCAAGAGCAGUGUGACUGGGUACAAACCUCAGGAGGAAAUCGAAACCAGACCAGAGAGGAACUUGGAGUCGGAUAAGAAGCUGGAUAAAUUGGAGACCUUUUGGGGACGUCUGGACAGUAGAGUGGCAGAUCUUCAGGAGACCACUCUGACAGUGACCGAGAAGGCUGUGAAGGAGGUGAUGAGGAUGGACGAUGAGCUCUUCUCCAAGUUCUUCAGUCACGUGGCUGAUUUCCCACGCAUGCCCAGCAGGAUCGAGAUCGACGAUGACUUUGAUGCCAUCUUUGGCAGUCAGGCACCAAAGUUGACCUCUGCCUUAGCGCAGCACAAACGGGCUGUGAGACCGUCUAGGAACGUCCAGUCGUCUAAGAACCCUCUGAAGAUGCUGGGCCAGGAGGACAUCAGACACGAGUACACUGAGCAGAGACUCAACAUCGGCCUCAUAGAGAGCAAGAGGAUGAGGGAUGAGAAGUUGAAUACUAGUACUCAGAUGUACUCCGAUGCGGCCCUGGCUGGGCUGUCCAGUAAGGAGAACUCAAACAACGUGAGUCUGAGGAGCGUCAACAUCUCCGAGCAGAUGUCUAACAACAGCGCUGUGCCCUACAAGAACCUCAUGUUGAUUCAGGUCAAAGGCCGCCGUCACGUUCAGACCAGACUAGUGGAGCCCAGAGCCUCAGCCCUGAACAGUGGAGACUGUUUCCUGUUGGUUACUCCUCAGCACUGUUUUGUCUGGAUGGGAGAGUUUGCUAACGUUAUAGAGAAAGCCAAAGCCUCUGAGCUGGCCACGUGUAUCCAGACUAAGAGGGACCUGGGCUGCAGAGCGAGCCAGAUCCAGACCAUCGAGGAGGGGGUCAACCCCCAGAACCAUGCAGCCACAGCGUUCUGGAAGACCCUGAGAGGGCAGCAGACCUACCAGUCCGCGGGGCCACUAGAGGAAGAUGAGCUGUUUGAAGGUGCCAUCGUGGAGACGAACUGCGUCUUCCGUCUGCUGGAGGAUAAACUGGUUCCUGAUGAUGACCAGUGGGGGAAGGUUCCACGCAGCACUCUACUGCAAUCCAAAGAGGUGCUGGUGUUUGACUUUGGCAGUGAGGUGUAUGUGUGGCACGGUAAGGAGGUGACUCUGGCCCAGAGGAAAGUAGCCUUCCAGCUGGCCAAACACCUGUGGAACGGAACCUUUGACUACACCUGCUGUGACAUCAAUCCUCUAGACCCUGGAGGAUGUAACGCACGCAUACCCUGGAAGGGCCAGGGGCGUCCUGACUGGGCCAUAUUCGGCAGGCUGACACAGCACAAUGAGACAAUCCUGUUCAAGGAGAAGUUUCUGGACUGGACAGACACUAAGAAACCACAACCAAAGAAUAGCAACCUACAAGUCACUGAGCAGAAGGAUUUGCCGGGGUGCGUGUGCAGACCGUAUGAUGCAGGGUUGAUGCUUCCUGUACUCCAGACAGCUGUCAGCACGGUGUUGGAUGGGAUGAACGUUGGCCGAGGCCACGGCUCUGUGGAAGGAGAGGACAGGAUGAGGACUCUAGAGAUCAGCACAGUGUCUGUAGAUGUCUGGCACAUCCUGCAGUUUGACUAUAGCCGGCUGCCCCGGCAGAGUAUAGGCCAGUUCCACGAGGGAGACGCGUACGUUGUGAAGUGGAAGUACAUGGUGAGCGCAGCAGUUGGCAGGAGGCAGAACCCGGAGCUGAGGACCUCCGACCCGGUGAAGGAACAGGGCUGCUACUUCUUCUGGCAGGGACGGAACUCCACCGUGAGAGAGAAAGGAACGUCAGCACUGAUGACAGUGGAGCUGGAGGAGGAGAGAGGGGCCCAGGUCCAGGUACAGCAGGGGAAGGAGCCUCCUUGUUUCCUGCAGUGUUUCAAAGGGGGGAUGAUUAUACACGGUGGGAAGAGAGAGGAGGAAGAGGAGAACAUGCAGACUGAGUGGCGUCUGUACUGCGUGCGAGGGGAGGUCCCUGUAGAGGGACACCUACUGGAGGUGGUCAGUCACUGCAGCAGCCUUCGCUCCAGGAGCUCCAUGAUCCUCCUCAACGUCAACAAGGCCCUGAUUUACCUGUGGCACGGCUGCAAGGCCCAGCAACACACACGGCUGGUGGGCCUCAACGCAGCUCAGAGGAUCAAAGAACAAUGUCCUUUGGAGGCGGGGCUCCACAGCAGCAGUCAGGUGACCAUUACAGAGUGUGACGAGGGAUCAGAGCCCACGGGAUUCUGGGAUGCUGUAGGGAUUAAAGACCGGAAAGCCUACGAUUGUAUGCUGCAAGAUCCGGGUAAAUUCAACUUCACCCCCAGGCUGUUCAAGCUGAGCAGUUCUUCAGGGCAGUUUCUGGCUACAGAGUUCUACCACCCCUCCAGAGCUCCAGACAUGGUCAGCUCUCUGCCCUUCCUACAGGAGGACCUGUACCGCACCUCCCAGCCUGCUCUGUUCCUGGUGGAUAACUUCCAUGAGGUGUACCUGUGGCAGGGCUGGUGGCCCCAGGACAGCGAGAACCCCAGCUCCACCAGGAUAAGAUGGGACAUGGACAGGAAAUGUGCCAUGGAAACAGUGCUGCAGUACUGCAUGGAGAAUAAUGAGAAGAAGUCUCGGAAGUCGUAUCUGAUCCAUGCUGGUCUAGAGCCUCUCACCUUCACCAACGUGUUCCCAAGCUGGGAGCACAGAGGACAUUGCAGAGAUCACUGAGAGGGUGAGUUAUUCACUA
Molecule: messenger RNA, 6817 nt
Organism: Oncorhynchus keta (chum salmon)
Lineage: Eukaryota; Metazoa; Chordata; Actinopteri; Salmoniformes; Salmonidae
Product: supervillin-like
Biological process (GO): actin polymerization or depolymerization; actin filament severing; barbed-end actin filament capping
Cellular component (GO): cytoplasm; actin cytoskeleton
Molecular function (GO): actin filament binding; phosphatidylinositol-4,5-bisphosphate binding
Source: RefSeq, a predicted model, not a curated record